AUGUAUAAAUGCAUGGAUGUUAAUCGUUUUCAUUUCAUUGAAGGUGAUACUGAUUCAUCUUAUUGGGCAAUCGCUGGCGAUCCAAGUCUUCCUAACACUCAAGCAUUUCAAGCAAUUGUUACUGAUAAACAAUUUUAUGAUAAAAACAUUUACAAAUUCGCACCUUUUGAUUUCUUCUGUUUUGAUGAGAAAUUUAAACCUAAAUUAAAGAAUAAAGCUGAAGAAAAAGCACAUGAGAAGAAGUUAUUGGGUUUAGCAAUUGAGAAACAAGGUGAUAACAUGGUUGCUUUAUGCCCUAAGUGUUAUACUUCAUUCAACGGUUCAAUUGAUGGAAGUGAUUUUAAAAAGAUUGCACAAAAAAUGAAAGGUGUUAGUUUAAGACAAAAUAAGCAAUUAACACCUAAAAAUUAUUUGGAUAUAAUAAAUGAUAAAGUGAUAUUUGAUGGUCAGAAUAUUAAUUUACAACUUAAAAACGGGUCAAUGACUCGCUUAACAAUUGGUAAGACUGCAUUAACAGGAGCACACACUAAGGCUGUAUGUUGUGAAAAUGGAUGUUGUAUGCCAUUUAUUUAA
Molecule: messenger RNA, 573 nt
Organism: Trichomonas vaginalis G3
Lineage: Eukaryota; Parabasalia; Trichomonadida; Trichomonadidae
Exons: 1
Coding region: 1-573 (190 amino acids)
Source: RefSeq, a predicted model, not a curated record